UGGUUAAAAAGCGAAGCCUGCUUGGUUUCAUCUGGUAGGCUUGUGUGGCUGUGUGCGUGGCAUAUACUGAAUACCGCGUAGAGACCGUGAAGGCAUCGCAGCCAGCCUGUCAGGAGAAACGUCGCUAACCUGACCUAACGUCUGCGGAUAAGUUAGGCUGUAACCCGGGUCUGGCAACACUUUCCCUGCGACGAGAGGAUGUUUGGGUAUAUCUGGGAGUAUAUUUACACAUCCUUCUUGAGAUACUGGCUGAAAUGGCUCAUCAGACAAGCAACAGCGACAUGUGAGCUACAGCGAAUAUGCUCUGGAUACAAGCCAGGGGCAGCAAGGACUACAAAAGCAGAGUAUGCUCUUCAGUCAUCAAAGAAUGAGGUUUUAAGAGCAGCUCUAGAAACCAGUAAGGAUAGCCUAGAGCAAUGUGUGGAUCAAAUUAUGAAAGUGAAGAACAUCAAACCUGCAAAAGAUCCCAAGUUCAGAGAGAGCCUCCACAUCUGCCUGCUACAGAUAACAGGGUACAGCAGCUUGUAUAUAUCUGUAGAAGACUUGAGAAAGGAAGUCUUCAACUCAGACAACCCUGAACACGAGGCCAUGCUUUUGAAGCUGUGGGACCUUUUGAUGCCAACAGUCAAACUGGAGUCCAGGAUAACCAAACAGUGGGGAGACAUCGGAUUCCAAGGGGAUGACCCCAAGACUGACUUCAGAGGAAUGGGCCUGCUGGGCCUGAUCAACCUCGUAUUUUUCAGUGAAAACUACACAACAGAGGCUCGUCAGGUGUUGUCUCAUGCAAACCAUCCUAAACUAGGGUAUUCAUAUGCUAUAGUUGGGAUUAACUUGACAGAGAUGGCCUACAGCCUGUUAAAGAGUGGUGCUUUGAAGCCACAUUUCUACAAUACAGUCCAGGGCACGCCUGUGCUCCAGCACUUUCAUCAGCUGUACUGUUAUCUGGCGUAUGAAUUUGAUAAGUUCUGGAUUGCAGAAGAACCAGAGAGCAUCAUGCAGUUCAACCAAUACAGAGAGAAAUUCCAUAACAUAGUCAGGACACAUCUACAGGACCCCGGUGUGUGUCUCACACUGACUGUCAACUCCAAAAACUAAAAAAAACCCAAAUAAUUUCAAGAGCAUUCUCUGUAUGGUUGGGUAGAAGGAAGCAGGAAAGUUUCUCAUGAGCAUAGCUGAGUAUUAAAACUCUAAAAGCAGACUGCAGCUGGUCAGCCCCUCCAAACAAGAUCCAAACAAAUAAAUUCUCUUUUGUUUGGUUUUCUGGUUCAUUCGUAAUGCACUUAUCAUUCUUAUAAUGAUAUUUAAUGUUUGGCAAACUGAGCACAAAUCCAACACCCGUUACCUCAAAAAUGACCAUUCCAUAAGGUUUUCAUUCAUAAAGACGACUGUAGUGAAAGUAAUGGAUCUGUCGUUUUGUGAGGCUUUAAGCACUUUGAACGAGCAUGCAGCCAAAUUGUUACAUUUACAGACAGAAAGGACAGUAGUCCUGCUCAGGAAUUUGACGUUUACGUUAAGAGAAAAUGGCAAAAAAUUAAUGUGAGGAAUGAUUUCCACUUUAUUUUUCCCUUGUGGUGCUGUCAUCUUAAGUCUUGCAUGGUUUAACAUGUCCCCGCUGAUGUCAUUAAUUUCAUAUGUAUUGUAAAAUAUGUUAGUGAUGUGGAACUCUAAAUGUUAAUAAGCCCCUGUUUUCAUAAUGUUGUAUGUUGUCAGACUGAUACUGAAUUUUUAUGACCUAAUCUUUUAAUUCUGUGGUUUACAUUUGAGGAAUGGAUGUAAGGACUCACGUCUGACUCCCAAGGUAGUAAAUUGUUUUGAAAAGUG
Molecule: messenger RNA, 1821 nt
Organism: Archocentrus centrarchus (flier cichlid)
Lineage: Eukaryota; Metazoa; Chordata; Actinopteri; Cichliformes; Cichlidae
Gene: elmod2
Product: ELMO/CED-12 domain containing 2
Exons: 9
Coding region: 199-1095 (298 amino acids)
Cellular component (GO): membrane
Molecular function (GO): GTPase activator activity
Source: RefSeq, a predicted model, not a curated record